AUGCAAGACAAUACUUCUGACUCUUCAACUUCAAUAACUCAACUUCUGAGAGAGAGCUAUUUAGCUGAAAACAGCCAUCAAGGUAAUAGUGAAAGGAGCAGGUCAGAAUCUUCUCUGCAUUCUGUCCAUUCUGGGUGUGCCUCCAGGGCUUCUGAUGAGGUAACUGGCCAGGAUGAACUGCCAGAUCUUUCUGCCUUUUUGAGCCAAGAAGAGCUAGAUGAGAGUGUGCAUUUGGCCAGACAAGCUAUCAAUCAAGAGCCACCUGAGAACAGCCAAGAAGAAGAACAGCAGAUCCAUGUGUUUUUACCCUCCGAGUUGAAAAACUCUGAAAAUAUUAUUUCAAAGAAGCAGCAGUGCCAAUCUACGGCUUCGCCAACUUCAGGAAACCACCCAAAGAAGCAGGCAUUUGGGUCAGAGACAGAAUCAAAGAAAGAGUUGCUCAACAAGGCUGCCGAUUUUAUUGAGGAGCUUUCUUCUCUUUUCAAAGCACACAGUUCAAAAAGAAUCAGGCCCAGGACAUGCAAAAACUACAGGAGCAAACUUGAACCUAAGCACAAGGCCAACCAAGACAGUUUAUCUGAAAACAGGGAAAGGCCUUGUGUUCCAAUAUCUCAAGAGUCAGAUCAAAUUCAGCCUUCACUGGAAAACCCAGCUUAUCCUCAACAGGCAGAUGUGGAAGUGGUCCACACCUUAGAAACUCCAGUAUUAACCACAGAGACAUCGGCUGCACCUUUUUAUUCUGAGGAGCCCAUAGGUCAACCGCCACAUUUUACUCAGAAACUGAAAAGCAGAGAGGUCUCUGAAGGAACCAAAGUGCAGUUGGACUGCAUUGUAGUAGGAAUACCAACACCUGAAAUCAGAUGGUAUUGUGAAGGGAAAGAGCUUGAAAAUUCACCAUAUAUUCAGAUCAUCCAAUCAGGAGAGCUGCAUUCUCUAAUUAUUGUUGAAGCUUUUGAAGAAGACACUGGGCGCUACUCCUGCUUUGCGUCUAACAUCUAUGGGACAGACUCAACGUCCGCAGAGAUUUAUGUAGAAGGGGCCUCAUCUUCAGAAUCAGAAAGUGACAGUGGCAAAGAAGAAAUGGAUCGGUACCAAAACCAGACUAAGACCUCAUCCACUGCACCUCCUCCUGCUCCCCUUCCUCCCACUCCUCUUCUGGCUAAUUCUUCUGCAACCCAUCAAGAAUCCAUUCAACCACAACCUUUGAUGAAACUUCCUGUCUCAGUUCCUGUGUAUCAGAAUCAAAGCCCUACUAAUUAUUUACAAGGACUGGAUGGAAGACCCCUAAUAGCUGCUCCUGUGUUCACCAAGAUGCUACAAAAUAUAUCAGCCUCUGAGGGUCAGCUGGUCGUGUUUGAAUGUCGGGUGAAAGGAGCUCCUUCACCAAAAGUGGAGUGGUACAGAGAAGGGACAUUGAUAGAAGAUUCUCCAGACUUUAGAAUAUUACAGAAAAAACCUCGCUCCAUGGCUGAACCGGAGGAGAUCUGCACUUUGGUCAUCGCUGAAGUCUUUUCAGAAGAUUCAGGAAGUUUUACAUGCACGGCGAGCAAUAAAUAUGGGACCGUCUCCAGCUCAGCUCAUCUAAUUGUUAAAGGGCCUGUGGACCAGACAAGUAAUGCUGCUCUUCAUACCAUAAGUUCUCUCAGUCUAGUGGCUUCUGAACACCAGCCUUUGGCGCCUACCCCUUCUCUUUCAUUGGUAGAUAACCCCACAAAACCUAAAUUGGAAAGCGUUCUGGUAAAUCACAAUGAGCCCCGAUCAAGUUCCAAAAUUGGCCUUCGUGUGCACUUUAAACUCCCUGAGGAUGAGAAGGGAAAUGAAACGUCAUCAGAAGAUGGAAGCGGACCUAAAAAUCAAGCCAGACCAAACAGUUUUCCAAAUAAAAUCAACGGACAGGCUUUUAAACAUCAGGAGCCCUCUUCACCCUCCAAAGAGCCACCCCCUGUCCUGGCUAAACCUAAACUGGAUGCCACCCAGUUAAAACAACUACACAGUCAGGUGUUGUUUGAGCAACAGCAAAUCCAUCAACCAUCUCAUCCAGUUCCACCAGAGUCAUUAUUCAAUACUGGCCCAGGAAAAUCUGCUACUUUGCCCAUUCAGCAUCAGCACCAGAAGCAACCUUCAUCGGCUACAUACAAGCAGAACAAGGUUCCUUCUACACAGACAUUCACAUACACCCGACCUAAACAGUUCCUGGCAUCUCAAAACACCUCAGCAGGCAGCAGCCCUUCUAGCUCCUCUGUGUCUUCUUUCAGCAACGUACCUCUAGGAACCCAGAAAACAACGAAGAAAGAAAACCUCUUCGCAUCUCCUCCACCAGCCCAAUCAAAAUCUCUGGAAGGUUUGACAAACCAAAUGGAGCAGCCUCUUCCAAGUCCCAGAGAACAUGUGUUGCCACCACUUCUUCUCUCUGUGUCUAACAUGAACCAGUUCCAUCCCCAAAAUGUGCUUCCUACACCUCUCUCUCCUACGGGUCGGAUUCAGAAUCCUGUAGCUUUCCUGAGUUCUGUUCUACCUGCACUUCCUUCUACACCCCCAACAAAUGCCAUGGGGCUGCCUAAAUGUGCACCUGCCAUGGGAAGCCAUGGAAUGCUGAAGAAAAAUCUCAACCCUUCACAGUCAUCAACAGAGGAUGCCGCUGUUGUGAAAGGUUUAGAGAAACGGCUGCAUUUAUGGAAUGAUGAAUCUUUCCGCAGUCAACAGAAAACAGCCUAUGAUGAAAAUCUGGCUCGUGGGCUACAGGGACCCAGCCCUCAUUCCCCAACUUUCAACUUUACCGCUGAGGAAGUAUCCCAGGAAUACAAAAUUUCCAACUUUGAGCAGAGAUUAAUGAAUGAAAUAGAGUUUCGGCUUGAACGUACUCCGGUGGAUGAAUCAGAUGAUGAGAUCCAACAUGACGAAAUCCCUACCGGCAAAUGCAUUGCUCCCAUUUUUGACAAGAGACUCAAGCACUUCCGUGUCCUGGAAGGAUAUCCAGCUACAUUCACUUGCAAGAUUGUUGGAAUCCCCAUACCCAAGGUAUACUGGUUUAAGGAUGGCAAACAGAUUUCAAAGAAGAAUGGACAUUUCAAAAUGAUUCGAGAGGGGGAUGGAACUUGUUCUUUACAUAUUGAAACUACUACAAAUGAUGAUGAUGGAAACUAUACAUUCAUGGCUGCAAAUCCUCAGGGAAGAAUCAGCUGCUCUGGUCGUUUGAUGGUUCAGACUCCUUCACUACGGGGUAGAUUAUCAACACCUAUCCAGUCUCACAGGGGAAGGUCCCGUGUAUCAGAAAGAGAUCGGGAACCUCUGCAGGAACGGUUUUUCCGGCCAUAUUUCCUGCAGGCACCUGGAGACAUGGUAGCCCAUGAAGGCCGGCUUUGCAGACUUGAUUGCAAGGUAAGUGGUUUACCACUGCCAGAUCUGAUGUGGCUCCAGAAUGGCAAGCCUGUGUUACCAGACGCCACUCACAAAAUGCUGAUCAGAGAAAAUGGAGUACAUUCUUUACUUAUCGAUCCUCUCAGACAAAGUGAUGCUGGAAUCUACACUUGCAUAGCCACCAAUAAAACAGGGCAAAAUUCCUUCAGCUUGGAACUGUCUGUUGUAGAAAAGGAAGUUAAAAAAGCCCCAGUGAUACUAGAGAGACUACAGAACUGUGGUGUGCCAGAAGGACAUCCUGUCCGAUUAGAAUGUAGGGUAAUUGGGAUGCCACCUCCAAUAUUCUUCUGGAAGAAGGACAAUGAAACCAUUCCUCCCCACAGGGAGAGGAUGAGUAUGCACCAAGAUGCUACAGGAUAUGUUUGCCUUUUGAUUCAGCCUGCCAAAAAAGUAGAUGCUGGUUGGUACACUUUGUCUGCAAAAAAUGAAGUCGGUAUUGUCUCUUGCACUGCUAGACUGGACAUAUAUGCUCAGUGGCAUCAACAGAUAUCUCAGCCAAUCAAGUUUCGCUCAAGCAGCACCCGGUAUGCACAUCUCACAGGACAAGGACUCGACAUUUUCUCCCCUUUCUCCACUGUUGAGAAUCCAGCACGCUUUCCCUCUCCCUCCCGGCCUGUGGUAGAAAGUGAAGAACUGUAA
Molecule: messenger RNA, 4056 nt
Organism: Thamnophis elegans (Western terrestrial garter snake)
Lineage: Eukaryota; Metazoa; Chordata; Lepidosauria; Squamata; Natricidae
Gene: MYPN
Product: myopalladin
Exons: 20
Coding region: 1-4056 (1351 amino acids)
Source: RefSeq, a predicted model, not a curated record